AUGGAGCCGCGAACGGAUGGAGCCGAGUGCGGUGUCCAGGUUUGUGCGUAGUCUAGAAAAUCCGGAAUUUUUUAGGAUUUUAUCAUUGCUAUACUGAUAGACUGAUCAUUUCGCCUUUUCCCAUCAUUUUUCUUUUUUUCAGGUGUUCUGCCGUAUAAGACCUCUGAACAAGACCGAGGAGAAGAAUGCGGACCGUUUUUUGCCGAAAUUUCCGUCAGAAGACAGUAUAUCGUUGGGGGUAAGUGUACACACGGAAGACAGUCACUCCGAGUGUGUGUGUAAUUAGACGAAGCGGGGACAGGUGUGUCAAUUCUCGCGUUACACGCACAAAUCGGCCCGAGAAAAGUACAAUAGUGUGGCGGAUUUUGAAGUUCUUCUCGUGAAAAUCCAAAUUUUUGCAGGGAAAAGUGUACGUGUUCGACAAAGUGUUCAAACCGAACACGACACAAGAGCAAGUGUACAAAGGGGCCGCCUAUCACAUCGUGCAGGAUGUUUUGUCCGGCUACAACGGCACCGUGUUCGCCUACGGUCAGACGUCGUCCGGAAAGACGCACACGAUGGAGGGAGUCAUCGGCGACGGCAACCUUUCGGGCAUCAUCCCGCGCAUCGUCGCCGACAUCUUCAACCACAUCUACAACAUGGACCAGGACCUGCAGUUCCACAUCAAAGUCUCCUACUACGAGAUUUACAACGAGAAGAUUCGCGAUCUGUUGGACCCGGAAAAAGUGAAUUUGUCGAUUCACGAGGACAAAAUGCGCGUUCCGUACGUGAAGGGCGCCACCGAGCGAUUCGUCGGCAGUCCCGACGAAGUGCUGCAGGCGAUCGAGGACGGAAAGUCGAACCGGAUGGUCGCCGUCACCAGUAUGUACCCCUCAACAAUUCUAGUCUCCUAAACUGAAAAAAAGGCGGGAAAUUCGAUAUUGCUAUGUUUUUCCAAAAAAAACGUGGAAGUUGCAGAUUUGGUGUGCAUUUUAAGCUGAAAGAAUUAGUUGAUAAAUGAGCACGGACCUGAAAAUGCUCGAUUUUCAGUGAUUUCACUAUCAAACUGUUCCGAAAUUUCCAGUUGUGGAAAGCCAUGAAAACAUUAAGAACCAGAGAAAAUUGCAAAUUUGCAGACAUGAACGAGCACUCCUCCCGCUCGCACUCGGUCUUUCUGAUCACCGUCAAACAGGAGCAUCAGACGACAAAAAAGCAGUUGACGGGCAAGUUGUACCUUGUCGAUUUGGCCGGAUCGGAGAAAGUGAGCAAGACGGGCGCGCAGGGAACCGUGCUAGAGGAGGCCAAAAACAUUAACAAGUCGCUGACGGCGCUCGGAAUCGUCAUCUCGGCGCUGGCCGAAGGAACCAAGUCGCACGUGCCGUACCGUGACUCGAAACUGACGCGCAUUCUGCAAGAGUCGCUCGGAGGAAACUCGCGGACUACGGUCAUAAUUUGCGCGUCGCCGUCGCACUUCAACGAGGCGGAGACCAAGUCGACGCUGCUGUUCGGACAGAGAGCCAAGACGAUCAAGAAUGUGGUGCAGGUGAACGAGGAGCUGACGGCCGAGGAGUGGAAGCGCCGAUACGAGAAGGAGCGCGAAAAGGUACGCUUUUUUCGGUGUAAUAGCCCUUUUGGACAAGAAAAUUUUUUCAAGUGAUUUUGUGUAAAAUGAAUGAUUUUAGGUGACCCGCCUGUCAACCCUUCUCCAAGCAGCCGCCCUGGAACUCUCCCGCUGGAGAGCCGGCGAAUCAGUGUCCGAAUUGGAAUGGAUCAACCUGUCGGAGACGGCGCAGAUGGCAGUCUCGGAAGUGUCGGGCGGUUCCACUCCACUUAUGGAAAGAUCGAUCGCGCCCGCACCGCCGAUGCUCACCUCCGGCAACGGACCGAUCACGGACGAGGAGAAGAAGAAGUACGAGGAGGAGCGGGUAAAGCUGUACCAACAAUUGGACGAGAAGGACGACGAGAUCCAGAAGGUGUCGCAGGAGCUCGAGAAGCUCCGACAACAGGUGCUUCUGCAAGAGGAGGCACUGCAGACAAUGCGCGAGAACGAGGAGAUCAUCCGCGAAGAGAACUCGCGCAUUCAGAAAGAGGCCGACGACAAGCAGCAGGAGGGCAAGGAGAUGAUGACGGCGUUGGAGGAGAUCGCCGUCAAUCUGGACGUGCGGCAAGCCGAGUGCGAGAAGCUGAAGCGCGAGUUGGAGGUGGUGCAGGAAGACAACCAGAGCCUCGAGGACCGCAUGAACCAGGCGACAAGCCUGCUCAACGCCCACCUCGACGAGUGCGGACCCAAGAUCCGGCACUUCAAGGAGGGCAUCUACAACAUCGUGCGCGAGUUCAACGUCGCCGAGAUCGCGUCGCAAAACGAUCAGUUGCCCGAUCACGACCUGCUGAAUCACAUUCGCAUCGGCGUUUCGAAGCUUUUCUCCGAGUAUUCGGCCGCCAAGGAGACGAGCAACGCCGCCGAGCAGGAAGCCGAAGUCAAGUUGGCCGCUGACGUGGCCAGAGUCGAGUCCGGACAGGUAAGAUUUGGAUGGAAAAGUGGGCAAACUUGCAGCUGUUCUUCUAUUUUUCACUUUUCUAGAUCACGAAAUUAGUCAAAGCUCGAGUUUUUGUGAAUAACGCGAAAGUCUAGCGACAUUUGACUUUCCGACACUAUGUUUUCAAAAUCCACUGUUUCAGGUGCAAGAUUCGGGUCGAAUGAAGCAGUUGCUGGUGAAAGACCAGGCGGCGAAGGAAAUCAAGCCGCUGACGGACCGCGUCAACAUGGAGCUGACGACGUUGAAGAAUCUGAAGAAGGAGUUCGUGCGAGUGCUGCUGGCACGGUGCCAAACGAACCAGGACGUCGAAGGCGCCGAGGACUCGCUGAGCGGUCCCGCCCAGAAGCAGAGAAUCCAAUUCCUGGAGAACAAUUUGGACAAGUUGACCAAGGUUCACAAGCAGGUACGACAAAAUUCCUAGAUUUUCAGUAACAAAAAAAAUCAUCUUUCAGUUGGUGCGUGACAACGCGGAUCUGCGCGUCGAACUGCCGAAGAUGGAGGCGCGUCUGCGCGGGCGCGAGGACCGCAUCAAAAUGCUCGAGACGGCGCUGCGCGACUCAAAGCAGCGAAGUCAGGCGGAACGCAAAAAGUACCAGCAGGAGGUGGAGCGGAUCAAGGAGGCGGUGCGGCAGCGCAACAUGCGGAGGAUGAACGCGCCGCAGAUCGUGAAGCCGAUCCGGCCGGGACAAGUGUACGGCGGACAGGCGACGCCCACGCAACAACAGCCCAACGGUACGAAUCGGAUGAGCAUCUCGCAGCUCGUCGCCGAGAUUUGAAAAUGGAGGAGAGAGAAUGGAUUUCUACUGAUUUUUACACAUUUUUCUAAGAUUUUCUGACAACUUUCUAUUGUCGCAUUAGAAAUGAGGCAAUCACGCUCUACCGUACGAGUUGUAGUCGUUAGUUUUCGUGAAAAUCCGUAUUUGCAUGGAAGCACUAUCAGAAAUCCUGAUUUUGAUUUUAGCGUGUUUCCGUGGAAGAACAACGACAAAGUGUACGAUAGAGCGCGAUUUGCACAUUUUCGGUGCAAAAUUCGCCGUCUUUUCGAGAAAAUUGAAUUUGAAGUGUGAAAAAGUGGUGUGAAAUCCCUGUGUCUCUUCUUCUCCUCUAACAUUCUCAUUUUCUAUCGACUUAUCCCAAAUUUUCAGCGUGA
Caenorhabditis sp. 36 PRJEB53466 is the source of this 3666-nucleotide messenger RNA. The record is from the annotation of a GenBank genome assembly. NCBI's taxonomy places the organism in Eukaryota, Metazoa, Nematoda, Chromadorea, Rhabditida, Rhabditidae.